Messenger RNA from Dermochelys coriacea (leatherback sea turtle), 3743 nucleotides. RefSeq names its product potassium two pore domain channel subfamily K member 4 (gene KCNK4). Gene Ontology annotation, cellular component: membrane. Gene Ontology annotation, biological process: potassium ion transmembrane transport; stabilization of membrane potential. Bases 1544 to 2812 code for a protein of 422 amino acids. The transcript has 7 exons. Lineage: Eukaryota; Metazoa; Chordata; Testudines; Dermochelyidae. The record is from RefSeq and is a predicted model, not a curated record. Gene Ontology annotation, molecular function: potassium ion leak channel activity.
GUGAGAGAUGUGUGUAUGUGUAUGGUAGUGUGUGACAUGUCAAACAGCCGGGGAUGCAUGUGAGAUGGGGUGGGAUAGUGUGUGUGUGAUACAAUGUGUGAUGCUAUGUGAGACAGUCCAAGUAUGAGAUACAGCCACGAGAGAGGGGAUGUGUGUUAGAUGGGCUGUGACAGUGGGAGAGCUACAGUGUGUGACAGGGUGCGUGAGACAGUUCGUGUAUGAGACACAGACAUGGGGAUGCAUGUGAGAAGGGGUGAAACAGUGUGUGUGUGUGGGAGAUACAAUGUGUGGUGUGUGAGAGUCCAUGUACAGGAAACAGACAAUGGGAUGCGUGUGAGAUGGGGUGGGACAGUGUGUGUAUGUGAGAUACAAUGUGUGAUGCUGUGUAAGACAGUCCAAGUCCAAGCGAUAGACAUGGGGAUGCUUGUGAAAUGGGAUGUAACCGUGUGUUUGUGUGUGUGUGAUACAGUUUGAUGCUGUGUGAGACAGUCCAAGUAUGAAAGACAGACAUGGGAAUGCAUGUGAAAUGGGGUGUUAGUGUGUGUGACAGGGUGUGUGAGACAAUUUGUGUAUGAGACAGACAUGGGAAUGCGUGUGAGAUGGGGUGAAACUGUGUGUGUGUGUGUGUGUGUGUGUGUGUGUGUGUGAAAGAGUCCAUGUACUGGAGACAGGCACGGGGAUGCAUAUGAGAUGGGGUGGGACAAUGUGUGUGUGUGAUACAAUGUGUGAUGCUGUGUGAGACAGUCCAAGUACAAAAGACAGACACGGGGAGGCAUGUGAAAUGGGGUGGGACAGUGUGUGUGUGACGGAGUGUGAGAGACAGUUUGUGUAUAAGACACAGACACAGGGAUGUGUGUGAGAUGGGGUGUUAGUGUGUGUGUGUGUGAUACAAUGUGUGAUGCGGGGGUGCAUGAGAGGCACCGUGUGUGUCUGUCACCCCCUGCUGGAGAGAACGAACCCAGCUCUCUUUGUGAGACAAGUGUGUCUAGGUGUGUGUGUGUACACCAUAGAGGGCAACAGAGGGCCGUGUACAUCACCCCCUACUGGCUGAGGCCAGGACUGGAGCAGCUGGGUGCUCCCCCUGCAGCUGGCGCUCCUGCCCUGCUCCCUACAGCCGUCUGCUGGGAGAGGCCGGGCACGGACGCUGGCUGGCAGCCCCUGUGCAGUGCCAAGCCUGCGGUGGCGGCACCAGAGUUUGGCGGGGCAGAGCUAAUUGAAAGCUCCCGUUAAUUGGGCUCCUGCUGACAGGUUGGAUGGGGGAGGGCUGGCACAGAGCCAGCUGUGCACCAGGCAACUUCCCCCCCCCUCCGCACCCAACUGGGACUGGGAGGGGCCGGGAGACUCAGCCCCCCCUGUGGCUCCCUGGAGCCCAGCUACUGUAGGGUCUGGCUCUGCAUGGCACCCAGUGAGCUCCCCCCUGACCCCUGCAGCGCCCCACCCUGCUGAGAACCAUGGGGCACUGCCUGUCUGCUACUCGUCUAAGGAGUCAAUCCUGAGUGGGGUGGGGGUGGGUCAGACACCCCUUAGAGGGCGGGGCAGCGUGAUGCGACGGGCUACGGUGCUGGCCCUGCUGACCGUGGUGCUUGCCUACCUGGUGAGUGGCGCCUUCGUCUUCCGCCUGCUGGAGCAGCCGCAUGAGAGCCGCCAGCAGGAGGCACUGCAAGCUGCCCGUGAGCAGUUCCUGCAGAGAUACCGCUGCGUGCCCAGCCAGGAACUGGACGCACUCAUCCUGCAUGUCAGAGAUGCCAUGGAUGCUGGCGCUGACCCCACAGCCAACAGUACCAAUAGCACCAGCACCAACUGGGACAUGGGCAGCGCCUUCUUCUUCGCUGGCACCAUCAUCACCACCAUCGGGUUCGGUAACACAUCCCCCAAGACAGAGGGGGGGCGUCUCUUCUGCAUCUUCUACGCUCUGGUUGGGAUCCCGCUCUUUGGGAUGCUGUUGGCUGGGGUGGGCGACCACCUGGGCUUCUCACUGCGCCAGGCCAUCAGCAAGGUGGAGGAUGUCUUUCUGAAAUGGCAGGUGAGUCCCACCAUUGUGCGGGUUCUCUCUGCCCUGCUCUUCAUCCUCAUUGGCUGCAUCCUCUUCGUCGCCAUCCCCACCAUUGUGUUCCAGCGAGUGGAGGGCUGGACCCUGCUGGAGUCUGUCUACUUUGUAGUCAUCACACUGACUACAAUCGGCUUUGGGGACUAUGUGGCAGGUGAUGGUAUGGGGGAUGACCACCCCUGGUACAAGCCUCUGGUCUGGUUCUGGAUCCUGCUGGGCCUGGCCUACUUCGCCUCCAUCCUCACCAUGAUUGGCAACUGGCUGCGAGUGCUGUCCCGUCGCACACGGGCUGAGAUGGGGGGCCUCACCGCUCAGGCUGCCAGCUGGACAGGGAAUGUGACGGCCCAGCUGCGGGUGACAGGCAUGGGGCUGCCCGAGAAGCUUCAGAAGGUGGGAACGCUGAAGGGACACCCACCCUCCCCUAUACCCCCGGAGCUUCCACCCACCAUGCCUUCUCCACCACCUCCCUCGCCUCGCCCAGAGCCCUCCUCUCCCAGCACCGCCCUACAGGUGGCACAGCUCAACGCCCGCAACAUGGCUGCCUCAGCGGGGGGCGGCCUGUGCCCUAUAGACUACAUGGGGGAGAACCUGGCCUUCAUCGAUGAGAGCUCCGACACCCAGAGUGAAGCACCCAGCGAAGGGGGGCUGCAGGCCAAGCGCCCCCACCAACUCCGCCGCCUGCGUACCCACCACACCCACGGCCAGCCCCCUGGCCUGCCCAUGGAGCUGCUGAGCCGCACUCGCCACAAGGGUGAGGCGGUCUAGAGGGGUGUGGAGCAACCCCAGCACGGAGACUGCCCCCCUGCAGCAUGGUGCUACCUGUCCCCCCCAACAGCACGGAGACUGCCCCCCUGCAGCAUGGUGCUACCUGUGUCCCCCCCAACAGCAUGGAGACUGCCCCCCUGGCUGUCAGCUGGGCCGACCUGUCCCCCGUGGUACCAACUGGGUCCCCCUACACUGCCAAUGGGGCCCCCCAACACAGACCUCCCUUCCCUCAUGGUACCAACUGGGCCACCCAGCAUGGAGACUUCCCAUCGCCUUUGAUGCCAACUGCCCCCCUGCUGCCAAUCAAGCACUGAGACUGCCGCCCUCCCCCAGUACCAGCUGAGCACCCCUGUCACAGAGACAUUCCGUUCUCCAUGGUCCCCUCAAGGUGCCAACUGUCCCUCCCCAGCACCAGACCCUACCCAUACCCAGCAAAGGGAUUUGCCCCCAUCCCCUUCCUGGAACCAGGAGACCCCAGUACAGGGAAUCCCACUACACAGACACCUGCCACCCCAGCUCACAGACUAACUCCCUCCCCUGGAGUGUCUGCGGGGAAGCUUGUGGGGGAUACCCCCAUCUCCCCUUAAAUCUGUGCCUCAUUUGCCUUGCAGGAUGGAUCCUUAACCCCCCCCAAAGGGGGGGAAGGAUCAACCUGCCAAACGAUAUUCUGAACCCCCAAACUCCUGGGGGGUGACCCCUCCCCAAAUCAACUAGGGGGAGUUUAUUGACCCAAACAAGGGGCUAUGCUGUUCCAUGCUGCCUCCCCCCGUGCUGUAGGGAGUGAAGGUUUCCACCCAGCGAUCCCCCUGUGUGUCUCUGUCCUGUUGCCGCCCCCCAAUCCAUACACACAAAGGUGCCUGUUUGACUGUUCAAUGGAUGAUUUUUUGUUUUUGUUUUUUAUUUUCCAGAUUAAACCAAAAUCUGAAUGAGA